This is a messenger RNA of Oryza brachyantha (malo sina), 1524 nucleotides long. Its product is annotated as pto-interacting protein 1-like. The record is from RefSeq and is a predicted model, not a curated record. The transcript is spliced from 8 exons. NCBI's taxonomy places the organism in Eukaryota, Viridiplantae, Streptophyta, Magnoliopsida, Poales, Poaceae. Gene Ontology annotation, molecular function: protein kinase activity; ATP binding. Bases 185 to 1270 code for a protein of 361 amino acids. Gene Ontology annotation, biological process: protein phosphorylation.
CCCCAGCUCCCGUCAGCUUGACCGGUCGUAGUACGCAGCACACCCUUCUCCAACCUCCCAUCGGCCGUCAUCGCUCGUCUUCCCCCUCACCUCCGCCGCCGCUUGGCCGCAACUCCGGCGAUUUGGCAGACUGUCCCGCUCGUCCUCCUCCCGCGUUGAGCAAGGAUUUGUUUCUUAGUAGAAUAUGUCAUGCCUUGCAUGCUGUGGUGAUGAAGAUACGCAAGGAGUACCAGACAACAGGAAUCCAUACCCAGGGAACCAUCCAACAAGGAAUGAUGCAUAUCGCACAGCUGAUCCAACUCCUAGGGGUCCACAACCUGUGAAAGUGCAACCAAUUGCAGUCCCCACCAUUCCUGUUGAUGAAAUUAGGGAAGUGACUAAGAAUUUUGGUGAUGAAGCUUUGAUUGGUGAAGGCUCCUUUGGCAGAGUUUAUUUUGGUGUUCUAAGAAAUGGGAGAAGUGCAGCGGUCAAAAAGCUAGACUCUAGUAAGCAGCCAGACCAAGAAUUUUUGGCACAGGUUUCUAUGGUGUCAAGGCUUAAGCAUGAACAUGUUGUCGAGUUGCUUGGUUAUUGUGUUGAUGGGAACCUUCGUGUCCUUGCUUAUGAGUUUGCUACUAUGGGUUCUCUUCAUGAUAUGCUUCAUGGAAGGAAGGGUGUUAAAGGAGCUCAACCUGGGCCAGUCUUAUCAUGGGCACAACGGGUGAAAAUAGCUGUUGGGGCAGCAAAAGGCCUGGAGUAUCUUCAUGAGAAAGCUCAGCCUCAUAUCAUCCACAGGGACAUCAAGUCCAGCAAUGUUCUUCUUUUUGAUGAUGAUGUUGCUAAAAUAGCCGACUUUGAUUUGUCAAACCAAGCUCCUGACAUGGCAGCCCGGCUUCACUCAACUAGGGUUCUUGGAACCUUUGGAUACCAUGCACCUGAGUAUGCAAUGACUGGACAGCUUAGCUCCAAGAGUGAUGUGUACAGCUUUGGAGUUGUUCUUCUUGAGCUAUUGACUGGAAGGAAACCUGUUGACCAUACAUUACCAAGGGGACAGCAGAGUCUUGUGACAUGGGCCACCCCAAGGCUUAGUGAAGACAAGGUCAGGCAAUGUGUUGACUCAAGACUUGGAGGGGACUAUCCUCCUAAAGCUGUUGCAAAGUUUGCAGCUGUCGCGGCAUUAUGUGUUCAGUAUGAAGCAGACUUUCGACCAAACAUGAGCAUUGUCGUCAAGGCGCUUCAGCCCCUCCUGAAUGCUCGAGCAACGAACCCUGGAGAAAAUGCUGGGACAUAAAUUUCAAAUUGCAUUCUGUAUGAUAGAUAAGAGAGAAGUAUGACACGCCGAUAUUGUUCCAUGUGUGGUUGGCUAGCUGGAAGUGUGUACAUUUGUGAUUAUUCUGCCCAUGUUGUAAUCAUCAGGAUUCUAGCAACCGAAAUAUUUGAUUCUUCGCAUCGGGUGAAACAUAAUGUCUGAAGGUGACAUGACUCUCUACUUAGGACAAGUUCCUAAAGAAGAAAAAUCAAAACCUACAUCCGGAACUGAGUCUA